Molecule: messenger RNA, 4230 nt
Organism: Tachysurus fulvidraco (yellow catfish)
Lineage: Eukaryota; Metazoa; Chordata; Actinopteri; Siluriformes; Bagridae
Gene: grb14
Product: growth factor receptor-bound protein 14
Exons: 14
Coding region: 906-2273 (455 amino acids)
Biological process (GO): negative regulation of insulin receptor signaling pathway; insulin receptor signaling pathway
Cellular component (GO): plasma membrane; cytoplasm
Source: RefSeq, a predicted model, not a curated record
CCAAACUUCCUCUCCUCACAUUUCGUCUCAUGUCUCUUUACCCCUCUCCUUCCUUUACUUCCCUUCCCCCCAUCUUACUCUGACGACCAUUUUUUAACUUUACACAGAGUUGAUCUAAAGUAAACACUUAAGUAACUAGUCAUAAUGUCUGCAGCUCUCAUGCUGAGCAUUAUAGACCGUGCAAGAGAUGGAGUUGAUCUUGGCCAUGUGAAAAGCUAGGUGAAGCGAGCCUUGUGACUUUUUCUACCCCUUCUCCACUCCACCUCCUUUUCCCCAGCUCCUGUCUCUCUGCACUAUCCUCCUCUACUCCCCUGUCUCUGGUGGUGGUAAGGAGUGGGCGGAGCUUGUCCGGUAUGGAGUGGGCACGGCUUACCCGUGGAGGCUGCAGUUAGUGAGAGAUGGCAGGUGAUUGGGCAGAGAUUGGGUGACAUACAGCAGGAGAGGCCGGAAGUACUGGAGCUCCGAGACUGUUCUCCUAAUUACCUCAUUUCAGUUCAGCUGCAGAGAAAGACAGACACAGAGAGAGGAAGGAGCUUGUCUGGAAAAAGGCAGAGAGGAUAGAGUAAGAGACAGAGGAGGAGGAGAACAAGAGAGACAGCGAGAGAAAAAAUAGAGGGAGAGAGCUGCUGCUCCCUCAAUACAUGCAUGUUUCUAUGUUUCACCUAAAAUCCUGCUCCUACAAUGCUGUGUACUCAGCCUUACCUAAACUGCAGAGCUAGCCCCAAAUCACAGCUCUGCUUGCCAUCCAAUACGGGGGGAUAAAUCGAGCUAUCAUUGAUAGCUGUUCUAAACUUAAUCUGGACCCGAAGGGACUCCGAUUUGGCGAUAAUACGCACUGCUUGUUCUGCUGUUCCUUUUGGAGAGUGCGAGACUAGGAACUGUGAAGCAAGUGAAAGGGAACAUUCAUGAUCUGCUCCCAGUUUGCUGGCCUGGUUCUCACUGCUUCACUGUCAUUCGAAAUGAAUGGAGUGUUGAGUGUGGAGGGCGUGAGGUGUGAGGUGAUCAAAGUAUACAGUGAGGACAACAGCAGUCGAGCUGUGGAGGUCCCCAGUGACAUCACUGCCCGGGAUAUCUGCCAGCUGUUCAUUCUGAAGAACCACUGCAUCGAUGACCACAGCUGGACGUUGAUUGAGCACCUUGCUCAUCUGGGUAUUGAAAGAAUCAUAGAAGACCAUGAAUCAGUCCUGGAAGUGCAGUCUAACUGGGGCAUGGACUCAGACAGCCGUCUGUAUUUCAGGAAGAAUUAUGCCAAAUAUGAAUUCUUCAAGAAACCUCUGGAUUUUUUUCCAGAAAGCAUGGUGUCUAUAUCAAGUGAAGCCAAUGGCCUCAUGAACCACUCACAGCUUAUCCAGACAUUUCUCAACUCCAGCACAUGUCCUGAGAUCCACGGUUUUCUCUCCUCGAAAGAGCAAGGCAGGAAGUCCUGGAAGAAGUUCUAUUUUGUGUUGAGAAGGUCUGGGCUGUAUUUUUCCAAUAAGGGCACAUCAAAGGAACCCAGACAUCUGCAGUUUGUUGCAGAGUUUUGUGACAGUGAUGUCUACACUUUAUUAUCAGCCAGAAAAACACACGGAGCUCCCACAGACUACGGAUUCUGUAUAAAGCCGAGUAAGUCAAGCUCAGCUCGGGACUUCAAACUGCUAUGUGCAGAUGUUGAGCAGACCAGAACCUGCUGGAUCACAGCUAUGCGCCUCUUCAAGUUUGGGAUGCAGUUGUACCAAAACUUCAUCCAGCCUCAUCAGAAGCAGAAAAGUUCUCCAAUGAGAAGCAUUUCAGAGAACUCUCUCGUGGCCAUGGAUUUCUCAGGGCAGAGGAGCCGUGUGAUUGAUAACCCAUCAGAGGCUUUGUCAGUGGCUGUGGAGGAAGGUCUAUCAUGGAGGAGGAAGAGCUGCCAUCGUCUCAGCCAUGGAAGCUGCUCUCCCUCCCAAAGCUCCUUAUCCAACAUAGCAAUCCACAUGGCUCAGCCGUGGUUUCACAGCAAACUGUCUCGAGACGAGGCUCACAAACUCAUCACCCAGCAUGGCCUCAUUGAUGGAGUUUUCCUAUUAAGGGACAGCCAAAGCAACCCCAAGACCUUCGUCCUGUCCCUUUGUCAUGCACAGAGAAUCAGACACUUUCAGAUAGUCCCUGUUGAGGAUGAUGGCGAGCUGUUCUACAGCCUGGAUGACGGAAACACUCGCUUCAGUGAUCUGCUUCAGCUGGUGGAGUUUUAUCAGCUAAACCGUGGAGUUUUGCCCUGCAAGCUCAAACACCACUGUGCCCGAACCACCCUGUGAGCCCACUCCAAAACCCCUGUCUGAGCACCCUUUGACCUGACAAUUUGUUUUAUGGAUUCCUUUAAAACCUUCUAAGCCAAACCCAAAACAACCCUGCUCCAAGCCCAGACUUUUAAACUCCAGCCCCUGCACUUCUACCAGCCCUGAUGUUCACCUCUAACCCCUUUGUCACUCCAUCAAAUGACCAUCACACAUUCACAGGGUGACUCUGGACAAAUUGCCAGCGCAGCUCGUGCCUUGGACAGGAAACUCAAACAGACUCUUCCUGUCUAGUUUUAAUGUUCACUCCUAUGUGAAAUAAUGAUCAUAAGCUGUGGGGUGUUGCAAGAUUAAACAGACUUUAGUGGAGCUCAGAAAGGACUUGUUAAUGCUGAUGAGUGUAUGAGAAUCUACUCUGAGACUGUAAUAAGGCAGGAUUGAUAGCUCCUUAUGAUGAAAGCUUUGGUCAAUGUACUGUAUAAAAAAGCAUAGACAUUGCAGCUUGAAUGAUUUAUAUUUGAGGCUUUCGAAUUCUGAGGUGUUAUGAGAAGCUAAAGUAGCAAACUCUAAGUCAGAGCUCUGCUCUGAGUGCUGACAACCUGUGUGUCCAUAUCAUCUGAACAGAAUAGACAGACAUGGUACAGCCAUAAUCACAUGUGCACAAUAAGCUGUUUGUUUAAGCUGAAACUGUUGGUUUUGCCAGCAGGAAGAGGGCCUUCGGGGGAUCUGGACACCCUCCUUUGAGCUUUUGGGUAAAAUGUUAAAAUGUCUCCUUAUUUUACUCAUGUGACAAAAUAAUUCAGGUAUUUUAUAAAAAAUGUGAUAUGUGUAGUUUGUUCAAGAGGUGAGACUUUGCUCUGUGCAUGCUGUAGGCCACAUUCUGUCCAAAUGCAAUGGGUUGUGUUAGCAUGAAAAAGCAGCUGUUCGAUGCUGCUUCUCACACUCCAAGCAGACACACACUUCCUUUUGAUCUUUAUUCUAUCAGAUCAUGGAUCAUGAACAUACACAGACCCUUACAGUACACAAUUACCAUAUACACAUUUCCAUGUGAACAUAUCCACACACAGCACACUAAAGUGAUGCUGGGUCACACUAUGAGCGGUUUAUAUGCUGAACAUUGAAACCCGGACAGAAUGUGUAAAGUUGCUUGUUAUUAAUAAAUUGAACAAAUCAAAUUUUAUAUUAAAAUGCAUAUUUUAUGGAUACUUGUUAAGAUUCAGGUUCACAGUGUUUAACACCUGAAGUGGUAAGUUUCUGUUUUUACAGAGCAUUGAAGAUGACCACUACAAUCAUUGUCUGGCGAUGUGCUGCGAUGUUUCUUCAGGUUGUGAGAUUUCACCCUCAAACCUUCCCUUUAGAAAAAAAGCUAUUAGUGAUUGCAAAUCACAUAUGAGUAACAUGUUGUACUGUAAAAAAAAGAAAAAAGACAAAAACUAAAUAAAGAACACUUGAUAAAAUGUUUUAAUACUGUAAGAAAUUAAAUGCAUUUGCGUUAAAAGCCAGAAAAAUGUUUCUUUCUUUGUUAGGUUUUUGUUAGGCCUUGAUUUUUUUCUUAUAAAUGAAAACCAUGCUUAUAUCUUAGGUUUUUUUUUUUUGUUUGUUUGUUUGUUUUUGUAGAAAAGCAAAGAACUUUUCAUCUGUGUGUAUUAGUCAUGUUUUUUAAAAUUUAGUAUGCAAAAUGAACCGACCUGGAAUGAAACAUUUGUUUUAUAUCUGUGGAUGAAAGAAAGAAAGGAAAAAAAAGCAUUUAGAAAAAUCUUGAAUUAUUAUGGUAUUUGCACUGUAGUCGAAACACUGGUAACUUUUCAUUUCCAAUGCUGAGGGAUGACUGUGACUUUUAAAUCCUUUUGGUAAGGAGUAGAUUUCUUCCCAUGCUUCUGCUGAGAAAUGCUCUGCUCUUUUGAUACAGGCCCUGACAGUGUAGUGUAUGUGAAUUGACACUGUUUAUAUAUGUCUCCUAUAAAACUGGCUUUGUUCA